AUGCUGUUACGACUCGACCGUCUCACACGAGCUCCGGGUGAAGUAAAAAAAUAUAGUCAUUCACGUGUAUUUGUUGAAUCGGCCGACAGAGUACAGGCGGCGGCCGGAUGCACCGCCGACUCUGCCUGGCCGGGCAGCAAUGUAUCGCGUGCGAGUGUACUUUUCCACGCACGAGGCGCGGCGUGGCCGUCGCUCGGUGAGGCGCGAUGGGAGCGCGGGGAGAGGAGGGCCGGCGGGCGGCAAUCGAACGAGGCCACGCGCUCGCGGGAGGGAGCCGACGCCGCUCGCCCUCCCCGCCGGCCUCGCCGCACUCCCCACGCGUCCCUUCGUCGAAAUAUACCGACCUACGUACUAAUUCUCUUUAACCUAGAAAUCUCUUAUAUCGCACCUCGAAAGAUGAAAUAUCGAACUGCGGGGUCUAUCCUAAUUAACAUUAUGGACAAAAAUACAGGCAGGUUUAAGGUGUUCCGCUAUCGCGCGGCGACAACCGACGAGCUCUUUAUCAGUCGUAAGGGGAGCGGGCGGUGGGCGCGCGAUGUGCUUAGAGAUAAUGGCAAAAUUGUGAUGUUUUUCUUAUAUUUGCAACAAAUACGUUUUGCAGGCGACCGC
Brenthis ino (lesser marbled fritillary) is the source of this 609-nucleotide messenger RNA. NCBI's taxonomy places the organism in Eukaryota, Metazoa, Arthropoda, Insecta, Lepidoptera, Nymphalidae. The record is from the annotation of a GenBank genome assembly.